AUGUCUGCUUCUACUUCAACAGCUAAAACAAGCAGCAAUGUUGUGAUCAGAUGUGGACACAUCAUUCCCCAAAUCCGCCUCACACCUCCCGACAGUCGACCUGCCAAAGCGCCUGAAGUGCCUGAACAAGAAUUAGGAUCAAAUUCUCUGUAUGUUCCACUAAGAACUGAAGAGAUCGGAUGGGAAGAAGGAGGUUUGAUCUGGGCUCCCAAGAGGUUCUAUUACCCAACUGUGAACCUAUACGGUGGUGAAGACGAUCACAUCAUUGGACAAUAUCGUGGCGGACCAAAGGGACAUCGAUUCAUCAAGAUUACAGAUUCCAACUUUGCUUUAGCAAAUAAAGAUGAAGACGAAGUGCCAUCUUCUUCCGGAACAGGAAGUGCAGGCAGUUCGAGAAAGAGCAAGAGUCAAUUGCCCCGUGGUCCUGUAAAGAUGACAUCAAAUACACCAGCAAAAGAAGAGGAAUUAGUCAAAGCAGAGGAGGCAACUACAAUAGACUCCAUCAGUUACGACGAUCCAAUGAGCACUUCCAUGACUUCUUCUGCUUCAUCUUCCCGACAAGGCAGCUUCUCUACCGAUGACGGACGUUCUUCUGGCGCUGAUACAGGAACUACCACACCAGCCACAUCCGAAUCACCCGUUGAAGAGGAGAAAGGCGUCUUUGCUGAGAAAUUGAACGAUGCACUAAAUACAGCUUUGAAAGUGCAUGGCGAUACGGAAAUGAGCGAAAACGGGAGGCAUACCCGUAAAUUAGCCGCAAGAGCUGGAGCCUGUGAAAUUCCAAGCGAUCCGGUUGACGCUUCACGGCUAGCAGGACCAUUGAAAGCGCAGUUACAAUCCAAUCCUCUUGGACAUGAUCGUAGUAUGAUUUUGACAAAGGAAGUACCUGAAAAGCAUCUUUCUUGUCACCGUGGAAAGUCAAUACCCUGUUUGAGCCUCGCUGAAGAUGCAACGAACGAAUAUUCAGCCGGUUGGGCAUACGAACAAAAUAUGCAAAAUCAAUUUUCCAAUCAGACUUCACUUAGAACGCAGAUAGAUUCAGAAAUGGUCAAUUAA
This is a messenger RNA of Meira miltonrushii, 1056 nucleotides long. RefSeq lists its product as uncharacterized. The record is from RefSeq and is a predicted model, not a curated record. Bases 1 to 1056 code for a protein of 351 amino acids. NCBI's taxonomy places the organism in Eukaryota, Fungi, Basidiomycota, Exobasidiomycetes, Exobasidiales, Brachybasidiaceae. The transcript has a single exon.